AUGGAAGUUGAAUUCCGACAUGAAGAUAUUUGUCAGAUGCAGCCUUACUCUUUGGUUGAGGCUGUGGCCCUCCAUAUAUUAUUGGGCUGCAACUCGUGUCAGCCCCACUCAGCAGACAUGAUGGUCACGGAUGAUGGAGCUGUUCUCCAGGAACAACUAGAAUAGAUGGAUGCAGUUCCUUAUCCCUGGUACACAGUAAACAGGCAGACACUCAUGGUUAGGCUGUCUCUCCCCACAUCUAUCCCUGCCACUCUUCCAAUCCUUGCAUUCCUUGCACUGUCGGGACAGGCAUCUGUUUCUCCAACAUUAAAGCAAGAAACUGCACCAAAUGGGAAUUUGGUUUAUCCAGCAAAGCUUAUCUUAAAUUGUUCCCACAGAUUGUAUGGACAUUGCUUCCAUGAGACCUUCAAUGGCUACUAGGCAUGACACCUUUGCUGUGCCAUCCAUGGCCAAAAGCAGUAAUGCUUCAGAAUAACAGAGGGAGGUGGGUGCUCUUCUGCUUCUGUUCUACUUACAAGGCUCCCAUCAGGAAGACCACUGUGAGAAUGCUGGACUAGAUGGGCCAUUGGGUAACCUAACUUAGGCUUUAAUGCAUUGUAGCACUUCUUAUCUAUAGUAUUGUUUCUGCUCCUUCCUGUGUCCUUGUAGACUCACCUCCAACACUCAGCCAUGGCAAACUGUGGACCAUCCUGUGCUGUCCCAUCUUGCGCUUCCACCCCAGUCGUCGGUUUUGGAUCAGCAGGUCUUGGAGGCCUUGGUGGCCUUGGUGGCCUUGGCCUUGGCGACACCUAUGGCUAUGGCUCCGGUGCCCUGGUGGGAUCUGGCAUCCCUUCUGCUAGUCUUGGUAUUCUUUCUGGUGUCGCCCCUUCAUGCAUCAACCAGAUCCCACCAGCAGAGGUCAUGAUCCAGCCACCCGCCUCUGUCGUGACCAUCCCAGGACCCAUCCUCUCUGCUAGCUGUGAGCCCGUGGCCGUAGGAGGAAAUGCUCCAUGCUCCCCUGGUGGUUUGGGCAGUGGGUUCCUCGGAGCUGGUUCUCUUGGAGCCGGUGCUCUUGGAGUUGGUGGUCUUAGAGGAUCUCGUUUUGGACUUGGGAGUCGCUAUGGAUUCGUUGGAGACAGAGGAAGCAUCUGUUACACCCCCUGCUAA
Messenger RNA from Podarcis lilfordi (Lilford's wall lizard), 1146 nucleotides. The record is from the annotation of a GenBank genome assembly. NCBI's taxonomy places the organism in Eukaryota, Metazoa, Chordata, Lepidosauria, Squamata, Lacertidae.